Oreochromis niloticus (Nile tilapia) is the source of this 1346-nucleotide messenger RNA. RefSeq names its product eukaryotic translation initiation factor 3, subunit M (gene eif3m). Gene Ontology annotation, biological process: cytoplasmic translational initiation. The transcript has 11 exons. Gene Ontology annotation, molecular function: translation initiation factor activity. The coding region runs from base 114 to 1241 and encodes 375 amino acids. Gene Ontology annotation, cellular component: eukaryotic translation initiation factor 3 complex; cytoplasm. The record is from RefSeq and is a predicted model, not a curated record. NCBI's taxonomy places the organism in Eukaryota, Metazoa, Chordata, Actinopteri, Cichliformes, Cichlidae.
GACCCGGAAGAAGAAUUUUGUCGCCGGCACAGUCUCCUUGUUCUUUUCCGGUCAGAGCUCUGUAGUGGUGCGAGCGUGGAUUUCAUCAUCUAGGCUCACAAAAUCACAAGAAAAUGAGCGUACCAGCAUUUAUCGACAUAACGGAAGAAGAUCAGGCUUCAGAGCUGAGAGCCUAUAUUAAAUCUAAAGGAGCUGAAAUCUCAGAGGAGAACGCUGAAGGCGGUCUUCAUGUAGAUCUGGCUCAGAUCAUCGAGGCGUGCGAUGUCUGCCUUAGAGACGAUGAUAAAGAUGUUGAGAGCGUGAUGAACAGCAUCGUGUCUCUGCUGUUGAUCCUGGAGACAGACAAGCAGGAGGCUCUUAUUGAAAGCCUAUGUGAGAAGCUUGUGAAGUUCCGUGAAGGAGAGAGACCCUCCCUCAGAAUGCAGCUGCUGAGUAACUUGUUCCAUGGCAUGGAUGAGAACACUCCCGUGAGGUACACAGUCUUCUGCAGCCUCAUCAAAGUGGCCGCCACCUGUAACGCCAUAUCCUUCAUCCCCACUGACCUUGAUCAGGUGCGCAAGUGGAUUGUUGACUGGAACCUGAACACAGAGAAGAAGCACACACUUUUGAGGCUGGUAUAUGAAGCACUUGUUGACUGCAAGAAAAGCGAAGCUGCAGCAAAAGUGAUGGUUGAGCUACUUGGAAGUUACACAGAAGACAAUGCUUCACAAGCACGCGUUGAUGCCCACAGAUGUAUCGUCCGUGCUCUCAAAGAUCCCAACACUUUCCUGUUUGACCACCUGCUCACCCUGAAACCUGUUCGCUUCCUCGAGGGGGAACUCAUCCAUGACCUAUUAACCAUCUUUGUGAGCGCCAAAUUGGCAGCAUAUGUCAAAUUUUACCAGAAUAACAAAGACUUCAUUGAUUCUCUUGGCCUGUCUCAUGAGCAAAACAUGGCCAAGAUGCGUCUGCUGACAUUCAUGGGCAUGGCGGUGGAAUUCAAGGAGAUCUCCUUUGAUACCAUGCAGCAGGAACUGCAGAUUGGAGCCGAUGACGUUGAGGCUUUUGUCAUUGACGCUGUUCGGACCAAAAUGGUAUACUGCAAAAUCGACCAAACACAGCGAAAGGUUGUUGUGAGCCACAGCACACACCGCACCUUUGGCAAGCAGCAGUGGCAGCAGCUGUACGACAGCCUCAGCUCCUGGAAGGCCAACCUAGCAACCGUCAAGACCAGUCUGCAAGCCCUGUCACCUUCCGCUUAAUCCCACUUUACCCCAACUGUUUAGACUGGUUCUUAGUGCUUUCCAAAUUCCCAGACUGCAAUGGUCGGUUUUUUAUUCAUCCAAUAAAAGAACAGCGACAGUCAA